AUGGAGCAAAUGGAAUAUUCUGAUUAUUUAUCCGAUGAAUUUUGGUGUUCAAAAUUAGCAUAUUUAGCUGAUAUUUUUGAACACCUGAAUCAAUUAAAUUUAAGCAUGCAAGGUGAAAAUCAAAAUUUAUUAAUAUCUAUAGACAAAAUGGCUGCAUUUAAAGAGGAAGAACAACUUGCAGAAUUAAAAAACGAUCGCACUCUUCAAAUGAAAUUUAAUGAGCUCGAGCUAUGCCAAUUUUGGGUUUACACAAAAAAAGAAUAUCCAAACUUAACAAAAUUGGCUCAUUCCGUAUUAUUACCAUUUUCGACAUCAUAUUUGUGCGAGGUAGCUUUUUCUGCUUUGAAUGAAAUUAAAAACAAAAAAAGGGAAAGAUUAAUUAAUGUCGAAGAGGAGUUAAGAGUCGCCUUAUCGAAGAUUUCACCACGAAUUGAUACAUUAUGUAAGAAAUAUCAGUCACAAAUUUCUCAUUAA
This is a messenger RNA of Sipha flava (yellow sugarcane aphid), 474 nucleotides long. RefSeq names its product zinc finger MYM-type protein 6-like. The coding region runs from base 1 to 474 and encodes 157 amino acids. NCBI's taxonomy places the organism in Eukaryota, Metazoa, Arthropoda, Insecta, Hemiptera, Aphididae. The transcript has 2 exons. The record is from RefSeq and is a predicted model, not a curated record. Gene Ontology annotation, molecular function: protein dimerization activity.